This is a messenger RNA of Trichoderma citrinoviride, 398 nucleotides long. RefSeq lists its product as hypothetical. The transcript has a single exon. Gene Ontology annotation, cellular component: Ino80 complex. Gene Ontology annotation, biological process: chromatin remodeling. The annotation marks the transcript as partial. Lineage: Eukaryota; Fungi; Ascomycota; Sordariomycetes; Hypocreales; Hypocreaceae. The record is from RefSeq and is a predicted model, not a curated record.
AUGGCUCCCGCCGCCAAGGCAGCCGACGCCCGACGCAAAUCGGCGACCAAGCACGGUCUGCUCAUCACCCUCAACGUGUCGCCCGCCCUGCUACGCGACAUCUUUCCCUUCUCAGAGUCCAUCAAGGAAGGCUCCCAGUCUCCGGCAUCCAAGAGCUCCAAGGCCAACUCAGAACCCAAAGAGUCGCCGGCCAGCCCCAGCGCACCGGCUGUGUCUGCCGCUGCCUCGAACGCCGACGCUGCCUCCGACUCGAAUGCUGCCACUCCGGCCGCCGAGGGCACGCCCUCCUCUACACCCAUGCCGCCUCCGACGACGAAGAAGGGAGUCAAGCGAUCUGCCACUGCCGUGAACGGCAACAACAACGACGGCAUACCCAAGCCCAGAGGCAAGCCGGGCCC